AUGGUUUCAUUUCUCAUCAUACCAUCAACUGUCCUGCUCUUCUUGCUUUUCCUCAUUCCCAUUAGAUGGUUAUUGUCAAAAACCCGCUGUCUACCGCCCGGACCACCUGGAUUACCCAUAUUCGGAAACCUACACCAACUUGACCUAUCUGACCUCUCAGGUUACCUAUAUCGUCUUUCAAAAACUUAUGGCCCGUUAAUGUCCCUUCGCCUCGGUAAUGUCCAAACCCUCGUUGUUUCUUCUGCCGAAAUGGCAAAAGAGAUCUUGAAAACCAAUGAUUUGGUCUUCUGCACUAGGCCGAUUCUAACAGGCUUCCGGAAGUUAUCAUAUGAUAACAAAGACAUCGUUUUGUCACCGUAUAAUGAGUACUGGAGACAGAUGAGAAAGAUCUGCACCCUUCAUCUCUUUUCAAUGAAACAAGUGAACUCGUUUCGUUCUGUUCGCGAACAAGAGGUGUUUGACAUGAUCGAUAAGAUCAAGACUCAAAGUUCUACGAAACAAGUAGUGGAUUUGAGUGAAGCUGUUAUGGUUCUCACUAGCAAUAUUAUUUCCAGGGUGGCUUUUGGGAAGAGACCAUCUGCAUACAAUUAUAGAAAAGAAGGUACAAGAUUUUCUGAACUUAUGUUAGAGUGUCAAGAGGUGUUUGGUCAUUUCUAUUAUAGGGAUCAUUUUCCUUUAAUGGGAUGGCUUGAUAAACUCAAUGGAAGCAUUGCUAGACUCGAAAAGAUCUUCAAAGACAUGGAUGAGUUCUAUCAAGAAGUGAUUGAUGAGCAUUUGAAUCAAAGCCAACCAAACAAAAGGCAAGAUGAUAUGGUUGAUAUCUUGCUUAAACUCAAGGAAGAUUAUGCCAAUGAUCUCACUUUUGAUCAUGUAAAAGGGGUAAUCAUGAAUAUCUUGUUGGGGGGAACAGAAACAAGUGCUUCAACAGUGAUCUGGGCAAUGACUUUGCUCAUGAAUAACCCUAAUUCGUUGAUGAAACUUAAACAAGAAGUGAGGAAUGCAGUGGGAAACAAAGGGAAAGUAGAUGAAGAUGAUCUUUAUAAGCUUGACUAUCUAAAAGCAGCAGUCAAAGAGGCGCUUCGACUAUACCCAGUCUUACCAUUUUUAAUCCCUCGUGAAUCUAGAGAGCGAUGCGUUUUAGGUGGAUACGAGAUACCCAAAAAUACUUUGGCGUACCUAAACGCAUGGGCAGUAGGUCGUGACCCUAAAUGCUGGGAACGACCUGAAGAGUUCGAGCCAGAGAGGUUCAUGGGUAGUAAUGUAGAGUAUAAAGGGGUUGAUUUUGAGUGGAUCCCAUUUGGGUCCGGUCGGAGAGGUUGUCCAGGGUUGUUGUUGGGAGCUACGACGGUGGAGUUGGCGCUUUCGAAUAUUGUUUACUCGUUUGACUGGGAAAUGCCGAAAGGGACUAAUGUUAUUGACACUGUGAAAACUGAGGGGACCGUAAUGCAUAAGAAGAAUGCACUUCAACUUAUGGCUCAAGUUCCUGACAAUGGCUGUUAAGAAUUCAUUACACCUCAAUAAGACGAUGUGAAAAACUUGGAAAUAAAGCAUUUUUAAAGGGGGAUAAGUAUUCUUCAAUCUGUUAUCGUUUGUACUUCAUUGUGUUACAUAGCAAUACAAGUGAAAAUCACUAAAAGACAUAGCGAUUUUCUUUGUGUGAUAUACAUUGGAGGAUUAGUCGAUUCCAAUAAUAAAAUUCCUCGAAAAUUGGAGCAACUAAUUAAGAUGGUCAAGUCGAGGUUAUAUUAAAAAGGUCUCCUGAAGAGACAGUAGACAUGGUGGUUCAAAAAGAACCUCAGGUACCUGAAACUAAAGAGAUCUCGAUAAGUUGUAUCAUGUCUAAGAUAUACAUGGAAGCGAAAUAAAAUCGACGUUGUUAUACUUUUGUAUAUAAUUUAGCGCUUGUAAUGAUGAAAUAAUGAGGAUCAAAAUUUAA
Molecule: messenger RNA, 1936 nt
Organism: Helianthus annuus (common sunflower)
Lineage: Eukaryota; Viridiplantae; Streptophyta; Magnoliopsida; Asterales; Asteraceae
Product: cytochrome P450 71A1-like
Exons: 2
Coding region: 1-1500 (499 amino acids)
Molecular function (GO): monooxygenase activity; heme binding; oxidoreductase activity, acting on paired donors, with incorporation or reduction of molecular oxygen
Source: RefSeq, a predicted model, not a curated record